This is a messenger RNA of Nematocida homosporus, 1041 nucleotides long. RefSeq lists its product as uncharacterized. The record is from RefSeq and is a predicted model, not a curated record. The transcript has a single exon. Gene Ontology annotation, cellular component: cytoplasm. Bases 1 to 1041 code for a protein of 346 amino acids. Lineage: Eukaryota; Fungi; Microsporidia.
AUGGAUAUAAAGGACCACAAGGCAGCUACACUUUCCCCCUUAGUAAGCGAUCAUAUUUGGGCAUGCAAUGAACCGACUAAAGACUGGAAGGUCAUUGGUCAUUCUUCGCUAGGCCGUGCGAGAUCGAAAAGCAUUGUUGGAGAUAUUGUAUCAGGACGAACCCCGGCAGGGGUUAUUCCAUGGAGUAGUUUAGAGGACCCCUUGUGUGAUAAGAAGCGGAGUAUGUCUACGUCGGCCAUUUCGGGACUGGCCCUUAAAUUAGGCCUAGAAGAGAAUGGCAGUAAGUACAAAGGUCUCUGUACAGCCCUUAAGGAGGGAUUGGUGAAGCCCGAAGCCAUUAAAAUGGAAAAGGGUACUUUAACCUCUUUAAGACGGCACUCAUUGGACCCGACUGUGUUCUAUGAAGUCAUUAAGGCCGAAAAGCUCAUGGCCAAUAAGAAUAGGACGAACGCCUUUCCAGCUAAGUCAACGACUGAUAAAGUAUGUUUAGUCCAGUUUGGAAGUGGCAGUAAGUGUUUUGGUAUUUAUAAAGGUGUGUUUUUGGCCAAGGGGACUUUUGUGAUUAUUGAGGCUGAUCGAGGUGAAGAUUGUGGCGCCGUGCUUUUAGAGUGUCCAACUAAGUGUAUACCAGAGAUUGCUCAAAAGUACGGACUGUCUUCUUUAGAGAUCAAGCAAAUCUACCGCAUUGCUACGGAGCAGGACAAACUCCUUUUGUUGGAGCAGAAUGAACUGGAAGCUGAAGCUGUGCGCAGCUGUCGUGAUAAGGUUGAGGCCAAAAAUCUAGCGAUGGAAAUAGUGAGUGCUGAGUAUCAGUGGGACCGUAAUAAACUCACCUUCUAUUUCAAAAGCGAGAAAAGAGUGGACUUCCGGGAUCUGGUUAAGGAUCUCUAUAAGGUUUACAAAACGCGUAUUUGGAUGUGUGCAGUGGAGAAGAAAGGUGCACCUCUUAAACCAGAACUCAUUGAGGACUACGGUCUUGAUGAUACCACCGACACUGAAGACCUUAGUAUGUCCCUAGACUCCCAACCCCUUUCCCGCUAA